Messenger RNA from Lingula anatina, 2407 nucleotides. RefSeq names its product protein Wnt-6. Gene Ontology annotation, molecular function: cytokine activity; frizzled binding. Gene Ontology annotation, biological process: canonical Wnt signaling pathway; multicellular organism development; cell fate commitment. The record is from RefSeq and is a predicted model, not a curated record. Gene Ontology annotation, cellular component: extracellular region. Lineage: Eukaryota; Metazoa; Brachiopoda; Lingulata; Lingulida; Lingulidae.
GGUAACCUUUCCAAGAGUAGAAUUCGAUUAGGACCGCGCGCCAUUUUAAUUUGAUAAUGAACCACGUGAAUUUCAGGUCAAAUCGGCCUCCUAGAAAUGUUAAGACGCUGCGCAUUAAGUCCCUAGGUAUUUGACAUUGAGAAGACGCAGCACUGCUCAGGCAAAACCGUUUGCUGCACAAUUACGUAAUUCCAAGGCUUUUGAUGAAAAUAUGGGGUAGUAAAAUUGACAGGAAUGAAUUCCAGCCUGCUCUGACGAAGUGUUUGACCUCCCGGAACUGAAUCAAGCAUUCACUGUCUCCUCGCUUGGCUCAUCGACGUGCUCCCGUGAUUGGCAUAUUUACGAAACUCACUCCGUUAGGCCAAUCAUCUACCAUAAUUUGUUUGUAUUUGCACUAAACCGAAGAACAGCGGGCGAGGGAGUUGAAGAGGCAGGGAGAAAGAUUGGAGAGAUUUCGCUGAGAGGCUCCUCGACACAUCAAAGCGGACCCGCAGGCUCUGAUGAUUACAUGUGUUACUGUUGCCACCACAUUCAUGGCGCACUGGCGCUUCUGGAUCUACGUCUUCAGGUCGAUCUAUCUUUGACUAUGGGUUUCUGAUAGAAAAAAAUAACGGCACUUGAUUGAUUACAAUGCAUCUUCAGGGAGUUUUAGUGUGCUUAUUCUUUUAUCUCAUGUGCCCGGAUAACAUAGGAGGUGUCUGGUGGUCUUUUAUACAUUCCAGGGCGGUGGGAAGCCCACUGGUUAUGGACCCCAACAGUAUUUGUCGGAAGACCCGAAGACUGGUCGGCAAGCAGCAAGAAAUUUGCCAGAAAGAACCCGAAGUGGUUUCGCAGGUGGCCAAGGGGGCCCAACUCGCCCUUGCUCAGUGCCAAUUUCAGUUUCGCCACAGGAAGUGGAACUGCUCUACGCAGCACAAGUCAUUUGGGCGCAUACUCAAUUUAGAUACUAGAGAGACUGCAUUUGUGUUUGCAGUAACGGCGGCAGGCGUGGUGUAUUCAGUGACACAGGCGUGCAGCAUGGGUUUGCUACUUCAGUGCACGUGCGCUGACGUCAAAAUACGCGAUUUUAAGACAGAUGGAGAAUGGGAGUGGGGAGGAUGCGGAGACAAUGUGGAAUUCGGAUAUUUAAAAUCAAAAGCAUUCAUGGAUGCCCGGCGGAAAAAGAGACAAAACGACAUGAGGACAUUAAUACAGUUACAUAACAACGAAGCAGGUCGAUUGGCCGUUCAAAACCACAUGAGAAAAGAAUGUAAAUGCCAUGGUCUCUCUGGAUCUUGUGCAUUAAAGACAUGCUGGAGGAAAAUGCCCAUCUUUAACGAUGUAGGGAAUAUAUUAAAAGAAAAAUUUGAUGGUGCUACGAAAAUGAUUGGCUCGAAUGAUGGCAAAAGCUUAAUGCCGGAGGACAUAACAGUGAAGCAUCCAGCGUCGGAAGAUUUAAUAUACUCUGAGAACUCUCCUGAUUUUUGCAAACCCAACAGGAGAGUGGGGUCCCUGGGGACGCGCGACAGAGACUGUGACCCACUGUCAAAAGGAGUGGGCGGUUGUGAUAUUCUGUGCUGCGGAAGAGGCUUCAAGAAAUUCCAAAUGACAGUCAGAGAAAAUUGCAGAUGCGUUUUCAAAUGGUGCUGUGAAGUGAAUUGUAAAACGUGUGUCACGGUGAAAACAAUAUACAGGUGUUUAUGACCUAUUAAAAGAUGCGCCAUUGACACACUAUCACAGGUAACUGUGACCUGCUUCCAGCUAUUUGUGACCUACGUUCACACAGUGACCUUAUGGAAGGUUUUUGUGGCCUUCAUUGGGUGUCAAGGACCUAAUUAUGUUUCUGUGCUAACGACGAGCUUGGUAAUUCAUGCCAACGGCCUACUUGAUAUUUGAAUUGCCACUUUCAGUAAGGACUGGUGUUUAGUUCAUGACUAAUUCAUGGCCAAUACGUUGGUUAGUUAGAAGGUAAAAUACAUGUUGACGUCUGGACACUCUUUUCUGUGGUGUCCUUCUUUUAAGGCCAAGACUGUGAAAAACAGCGGCAAAAAACCUUUGAGAAACAGUGCCAGUGGUUUCUUUGAACGUCAUUAUUCAUGGGAAAUUUGCACAUGACUUUUCUAAAUGGAACUUGACAGAAAUCGUCGCUUCCAUCUGUUUUGGAGACAAACAACGACACGAUCUUGUUAACUGUCGCAGUUGUUUCUAUCUUGUGCUGAAAAUCAAUGUAAUUACUUCGCGUGACUGUCUACACAACAUGAAUAUUGAUAUACAUGUAUUUAGAGAUCGUAGACACAUAUUUAUUGACUGUACAUAUGUAUAAAUGUAAGUUUAGAUUGUUAACUGUGAGUGCACUAUAAGCGUAAUACAUAUUCCUUCUGUCGCCAAUGAAUCAAUUCCGUUGGUAUAUAUUACAAAAAAAAAAAAA